UUUCUUCCUGUCCGAGCGCGCGCGAACCUCACGGGCUCCCGGAGUUCCGGGCGCCAGGAGGGAAUGUGGCGGCCGCGGGACUGGGCCCAGUGCCGCACCGGGGCCGGCCUUGGAGUUCUCCCGCGUUUCUCCAGGCCUCAGAGCUGAGACCUGAAAUCAGAGCGCGGGGCGGCGCGGGCCCCGGAACCCCCGGCAUGGCAGCCCCGGAGACGGCGGGCGCUGCGGCGGAGGGCGCGGAGGCGGCGCCCUGGGCGCACCUGGAGGCCCCGGUGCGCUUCCUGCUGCAGGCGCUGCAAGCGGGGCCUGACGGCGCGCGGCGCGGCCUGGGUGUGCUGCGGACGCUGGGCGGCCGGGCGCGGGAGCCCUUCGACUGGGGCCGCGUCCUCGAGGCGCUGUGCCGGGAGGAGCCCGUCGUCGAGGGCCCGGACUGUCGCCUGCAGCUGAAACCGCUGCUGCUGCGAUUGCCCCCGUUAUGCCGGAGAAACCUGAUGUCCUUGCUGAUGGCUGUUCGGCCGGUGCUGCCUGAAAGCAGGCUCCUCCCUGUGCUGCAGAUUGCACAGCAGGACUCGAGCCCUGACCCUGACGUCUGGCUCCGGGCCCUGGCGGAAUUGCUGCGAAGGGAUCUGGGUGGUGGAGUCUCCACGGAGGGAGCGUCCCCACUGUCCACAAGGUGCCAGAGACAGCUCCGAGGCCUGUGUCGGCGGCUGGGCCAGGGGGGCAGGAGGUUGAAGUUGUCCCAGGUUCCAGACCCUGAAGAGGAAGAAAAGGAGGAGGAGGACAAGGGCUCCCAGCAGCCCGGGAAACGCAGAAAGGAGCCAGAGGAGGAACCUGCCAGUCCUGAGGGAGAGAGGGCCCCCAAAAGGUUCCGGCGUUUGGACAGGGAAGACGGGGAAGGAGAAGAAAGCCAGGAGGAGGAGAGACCUGAACAUGAAGCUUUGGAAUUCCUGGCAGCUGGAGAAGGCACAUCACCCAUUGAGGACCAGCCUGUCGCAGGGGCUGAGCCCAAUGAGGCUGGUCAGAGUCUGGAGGAUGCUAAGGGCCUGGCUGAGAGUUUGGAGUUGCCCAGAGCUAUCCAGGACCAGGUUCCCAGGCUGCAGCAUCUGCUCAAGACCUUCGGGGAGGGGUUGGAGGGGUUGGAGGGCACCCCCCCGGUCGAGCUGCAGCUUCUUCACGAAUGCAGUCCUGGCCAGAUGGACCUGCUCUGUGCCCAGCUGCAGCUCCCCCAGCUCUCGGACACAGGUCUCCUGCAGCUCUGCACCUGGCUGCUGUCCCUGUCACCAGAUCUUAGCCUCAGCAAUGCUACUGUGCUGACCAGGAACCUCUUUCUUGGGCGAGUUCUCUCCCUGACUUCCUCAGCCUCCCGCCUGCUCACGACUGCCCUGACCUCCUUCUGUGCCAAGUAUACCUACCCUGUCUGCAGAGCCCUCGUUGGCCCCGUGCUCCAGGCCCCGGAAACAGGUCCAGCUCAAAUAGAGUUACUGUGUUGCCUUAUGAAGGAUGAGGCCCUGGAGCCAGAUGUGCAGGUUCUAAUGCUGGGACAGAUCCUGGAGCUGCCCUGGAAGGAGCACACGUCCUUGGUGUUGCAGUCGCUCCUGGAGCGGCAGGUGGAGAUGACCCCGGAGAAGUUCAAUGUGUUGAUGGAGAACCUCUGUAAAGAGGGGCCAGCGGCCACCACAUCCCUGGCCUAUGCCAAGCUCGUGCUGACAGUAUUGACCAAGUAUCAGGCCAACAUCACUGAAACCCAGAGGCUGGGCCUGGCUGCAGCCCUCGAGCUCAACGCCACUUUCCUGAGGAAGUCCCUGCAGGCUGCCCUCAGACACCUGGCCCCCUGACCAUCCACCAAGGGACUGCCUCCUGGAGCUUCCUCACCAGUUUUCUGAAGGACGCUUCUGCCCUCAGCACCUCCCCUUGACCCCUGGCCUGGGGGUAAAGGCUGAGCCUGCCAUCCCAGGGAUCCACGGCCUCCCUGCGCCAGGCUGCAGACAGGCCAUGUUGGCCUCCCAGCCAGCAGGGAGGGUCCUGGGCUAAGGGGGCUGGAUGAGGCCAGGGGCUGCUGACGCUGGGCUCACUCCUUGUCACUUCUACCUCAGGCUGCAGGGGCAGAAACUUUCCCAUAGGCCUCAGUAGGGUCAAAGCAAACCCAGAGUGGACGAGUGAUGCUCCAGGAGCCCUGGGGGACCCGUGUGCUCAAGUGUAUGUUAUGAUCCUCUAUUCUUGUUUCGGACUUGAAUAGUAGUUUAUCAGUAGUAUUUAAUAAAAAUCAGGAAGUUCAGUAGUCUUAUUAGAA
Equus caballus (horse) is the source of this 2287-nucleotide messenger RNA. RefSeq names its product FA complementation group E (gene FANCE). Gene Ontology annotation, cellular component: Fanconi anaemia nuclear complex. Lineage: Eukaryota; Metazoa; Chordata; Mammalia; Perissodactyla; Equidae. The record is from RefSeq and is a predicted model, not a curated record. Gene Ontology annotation, biological process: interstrand cross-link repair.